Messenger RNA from Micromonas pusilla CCMP1545, 945 nucleotides. RefSeq lists its product as uncharacterized. The transcript has a single exon. The coding region runs from base 1 to 945 and encodes 314 amino acids. Gene Ontology annotation, molecular function: oxidoreductase activity. The record is from RefSeq and is a predicted model, not a curated record. Lineage: Eukaryota; Viridiplantae; Chlorophyta; Mamiellophyceae; Mamiellales; Mamiellaceae.
AUGCAGGCCGCCGUGCGACUCGGCAACGGGCUCAUCAUGCACCAGCGCGACGUCCCGAUCCCGUCGCCGACCGAGCCCGGGCAGGUCCGCGUCAAGGUGCACGCCGCGGGGACGAACCCCGUCGAUUACAAACUCCCGAAACUCGUCGCCGGUCCGAUCGCGGGCAUCGACGUCGCGGGCGUCGUCGACGCCGUCGCACCCGGCGCGCCGCCCGGCGCGGCGUUCGACGUGGGCGACGAGGUCUUCGGGUUCGCCACCGGCGGCAGCGUCGCGGAGUACGCGCUCGCGGACGCGAGCAAGCUCGCGUCCAAGCCGGAGACGAUGACGUUCGUCGACGCCGCGGCGAUGCCGACGGCGUACGUCACGUCCUACCAGGCCUUGUUCGAGCACGGCGAGAUGCGGCCCGGCGCGCGCGUGCUGAUCAUCGGCGCGAGCGGCGGCUGCGGCCUCGCCGCGUGCCAGCUCGCGGCCGCGGGCGGCGCCGCGGAGAUCGUCGCCGUGUGCUCGUCGCGCAACGCACAGCUGUGCGCCGACGCCGGCGCGACGGAGGCGUUCGACUACGCCGACGACGAGCGCAUGCAAGAGCUUCUCACGCGGCGGUUCGACCUCGUGUACGACGCCGCGAGCGGGAGCGGCGCGGGGGAGGACUACCGCGGGUUCGGGAUGGACGUGCUCGCGGAGCCGCGCGGUCGCCGCGUCGCGAUCAACGGCGGGUUCGGCGAGUGGUUCGCGACGCUGACGGGGUGGGGGCGUGGGGAACGCGAUCGGCUGAUGUUGACGCGGCAGGACGGCGAGGAGCUGACGAAGAUCGUGGAGCUCCUGGGGGGGGAACCGUCGCCGGUGAUCGACAGGGUGUUCGAGCUGGACUUGAGCGGCGUGAACCUCGGGUUCGCGCGGCAGAAGAGCCGACGCGCGCGCGGAAAGAUAGUCAUCAAAGUAGUCUAG